Molecule: messenger RNA, 3760 nt
Organism: Mercenaria mercenaria
Lineage: Eukaryota; Metazoa; Mollusca; Bivalvia; Venerida; Veneridae
Exons: 13
Coding region: 49-3729 (1226 amino acids)
Biological process (GO): biological process involved in interspecies interaction between organisms
Cellular component (GO): external side of plasma membrane
Molecular function (GO): carbohydrate binding
Source: RefSeq, a predicted model, not a curated record
UAACACUGAAAUCUAUUAUUUCUUUGCAAAUUUCAUUAACUUUCAGAUAUGUGUGAUGGAUCGCCGCCACCUGUUAGGAACUUUACGACAGUCACGUUGUUCACGGACCUUAAGACAUGGAAUGAAGCGGCUCGGAUCUGUGAAGAUCAGGGUGGGAAAAUAUUGGACAUAACAUACUUUUCUUUGUUCAGCAUUAUGUUAUCAUUCGCUUCCGUGUCACCCUGGAAAGAUCUACCUAUUGGAAAUGGUCCUGUUACAUGGAUAGGCCUGCACAGACGUACAACUCUUCUGGGAGACAUGUACUAUAGCCAUGACUGCGAAAGGUUGUCAGAUUUCAAAGUGGCAUACUGGAACACCAAUAGUCCCUACACAGAAAUGGACGGCGACGUGACAUCUUACUGUGUCUACCACCAAAUACUCGUGUCAGCUUCAGAUAAAAGUACCACGUACACACAUGACUAUACACGAGCAAGUUGUGACGAACAACAUCAGUUCUACUGUAUGUCAGAAAACGGGUCAUGCAUUUUCGAAGAAAUAGAUGGUUAUUAUGGAGAUUCGAGUCGGGACUUUACUCCAGAUAAUGACGUAAUUUAUCCGUACGAGUCAGACGAUAAAUGUGCAGACUUAUGUUUGAAUUCCUGGAGCGUUUUUACGCAUCCGGAUAUUCAUGUUGUUGAAGAAUGUUGGGGUUUCUCUACUUCCGGUACAGAAUGCCGUCUACACAAUGUUUUAAAGCCGUAUUACCUGGAUAUAACAUUGAACAGAAUUGCUUUAGCGACUAGAAAACUUUUCAUCAAGCGAUGCUUUGCAAGCGCUGUAAACAACAACGUAUUUGACGUUCCAUCUGAUUCUUCAAUCAAACCAAACACUACUUGUGGUAUACCUGUCAUGGGGAAUAGUACAGUUAAGUCAUUGCAAGUAUUUGUUUACCGAGGCUUGUGGACAUGGAACGAAGCAUUUACCACGUGCAAUCAGAGUGGACUCGAACUACUCCAAAUCCGCCAGCAAGAUGAUUAUUCAGCCAUCCAACAAUUAAUAAACAAAUAUGCUGAGUUACAAAGCAUGGAUUACAUAUGGCUAGGACUUCACGAGCCGGAUCCUGUAAACCACACAGACGUAAGGGUUUGGGCAGACUGUGGAGCCACUGUGAGCUCCAACUGGGAUCCAGCCUCUCCUCCUUCGUUAAACAUUACCGACACAUCGUUAUGUGUAGUCCUUGAUACAAGUUCAAACUACUGGUACACAACCAGGUGUAACGAACAACACUUCUUUAUAUGCAGUGGGGAAUAUGGUGUAAAUCAUAGUUACACAACUGGCAGGGAAUACAGUACUGAUGCGGAAUUUUCUCUUGGUCCGUACAACGUUACAGAACAAUCUUGUAAAGACAUGUGCUCCACACUAACAUAUGAGGACCACGAAUGCUGGGGAUAUGCGGUAUUAAUAGCUGAUACCGAUGCCCCGACGGAAUGCUUUCUUCAUUUUGGCAACGUCACUUAUUCAAGCACUGAAUCUUACAUACAGUAUACUAAACUGAUAUGGUCUGAUACAGUUUUACACAGAGUUGGUGAGGCUGAUAAUAGUUUGAUCCCAAAAUCGUGCUGUGAUGUGUCUGGCAUGAAGUCCGAGUGUCUUGUUAACAAUGUUCCCGUGUAUAGCGAGUCUGUACCGACGGCAAAAAAGUUGAAUUUGUUACUAUAUACACAGUAUGUCACUUGGAACGAAGCGUCGUCGGUAUGUAAUGGUGUCGGAGGUACACUUUUACAACCCAAUGAUGCCUCAAAGCGAUUUAUGCUUCAGCGUUACGUAGAUACCUGGAUAACAAAUGGGUCUCUAUCUGGAGACCUAUGGAUCGGACUCUCUCAGCUACACCUGGACGACCCUUGCUCACUGCGCUGGACUUCAGAUUGUUCCCGCCCAGCCUUUACAGAUUUUAUCAACGUAUCUUACACGGAAUUACGCACGACCUACUGCACAGCGAUCAAUAGCGAUAUCAAGUUUGUCAAAAAGUCAUGCGAUGAAAAACUACAAUUUGUUUGUGAAAUUUAUGCAGGUAACUGUGAUAUCCUUGAUGUUGUGUCCGAAAUAAACUGUAUUCUUGGUCCACUUGGCGCCUCCCUCACCGUUCCUAGAUCCACGUGUUUAUCUGAUUGCCGAGUUAUGACAUACAACAACAUGGAGUGUUGGGCAGUUGUAAUGACUGGUCCAAAUACAUGUGACCUCAUAUUCCAUAUAGAUCCAGAAUAUUGUAAGGAAAACUAUAUAUCAAAGAGGCAAUAUCACGCCGUUUUCAAAACAUGCUACACCGCGUCAGUUUCGGAAUUGGCUCCAGUCGUACAUAUGGAUACCAGUAUAUUUCCAAAGACAUCCUGUUUCGAUUUGAUCCCUGCUGAGCUAAAUGAAGCGGUGUGUGCCAUAACACUAAGAACUACAACCGCAUCAUCUACAACAUUGCCAGUCCAACCUUCGUCUGUGUCACAAUCAUCAACUGCGAUCCCACCAUUUAGAACGCUUCCAGUCCAGUCAUCGUCUGUGUCACUAUCAUCAACCGCAAUCCCACCAUUUAGAACGCUACCAGUCCAGUCAUCGUCUGUGUCACAAUCAUCAACCGCGAUUUCACCAUUUAGAACGCUUCCAGUCCAGUCAUCGUCGGUGUCACAAUCAUCAACCGCGAUCCCGCCAUUUAGAACGCUUCCAGUCCAGUCAUCGUCGGUGUCACAAUCAUCAACCGCGAUCCCGCCAUUUAGAACGCUUCCAGUCCAGUCAUCGUCUGUGUUACAAUCAUCAACCACGAUCCCACCAUUUAGAACGCUUCCAGUCCAGUCAUCGUCUGUGUCACAAUCAUCAACCGCGAUUCCACCAUUUAGAACGCUUUCAGUCCAGUCAUCGUCUGUGUCACAAUCAUCAACUGCGAUCCCACCAUUUAGAACGCUUCCAGUCCAGUCAUCGUCUGUGUCACAAUCAUCAACCGCAAUCCCAGAAUUUAGAACGCUUCCAGUCAUGUCAUCGUCGAUGUCACAGUCAUCAACCGCAAUCCCACCAUUUAGAACGCUUCCAGUCCAGUCAUCGUCGGUGUCACAGUCAUCAACCGCAAUCCCACCAUUUAGAACGUUUCCAGUCCAGUCAUCGUCGGUGUCACAGUCAUCAACGUCAACAACACAAGCAACAACUGAGACUAAAGUGUUCGUGACAAAUGUCUCUGUUUCUUUCACUCCAACAUCUACAUCAUCAAUGACUUCUACGUAUGCAGUAUCCUCGACACAAUUAUACACAUUAACAACAGAAACUGUAUUCAAUGUUACACGUGCAGACACCGUAACUACACAAAAUUCCCUGCCGACAACAGCAAAACUGGCUUCAAAUUUUACAAGCUCUUCAGUAAAACCUAUUUACAUUAGUCCAUGUUUGUGUUAUACUCGCAACAGACCAAACGUGACAAUGGAAGAGUGGCAAGAAUUGUUUGUUUUGACAAACACGGUAUCUAAACAAAACACGUCUCGAUACAAAAGAAAGCUAUCUAGUGUCAAAGAUCAACGGACAUCUGCACUGACCAUUGGCAUAACUGCAUUGUCCGUUUUAAUAGCACUACUUUUGUACAUUAUUACAACAGAUAUAUCACGUAUUUCAAAAAGUGUAUCAUAUAUACAUGGAAUCAAUUCAAAGAAAAAACAAACGACCAGAAAGCAUGAACCACAUAUUGUUAAAGCCAAAACUGUAAAGGUUACAGUAUGAGAAAUUGUGAAUCACUGAGCGGUAAUAAUAG